AAGAUGAAAGCUUGCUGAGGAUUGGUCGGAGCUUUUCUCCAGGGACCAAUGACUGAGUGAGAGCGGCGCUGGCAGAAGAGGGGUGUCUGAGGGGAGAGCGGCGCUGGGGAGGCGUUGGGCCCGCCGGGCGCGGGCCGCUGCCGCCGGGAGCCCCAUGGAGGCGGCCGCGCCCUGCUUGGAGCCUGCCAAAGCCAUCCGGGCCAUAGACCGCAAGUCCGUGCAUCAGAUCUGCUCGGGGCAGGUUGUCCUGAACCUGGGUACUGCCGUGAAAGAGUUGGUGGAAAACAGCCUGGAUGCUGGAGCUACCAAUGUUGAUAUAAAACUUAAAGAUUAUGGAGCAGAACUGAUAGAAGUUUCAGAUAAUGGAAGUGGAGUGGAAGAGGAAAACUUUGAAGGCUUGACUCUGAAACAUUAUACAUCAAAGAUACAAGAUUUUUCUGAUCUAAUACAUGUUGAAACAUUUGGGUUUCGAGGUGAAGCUCUGAGUUCGCUGUGUGCAUUAAGUGAUGUUACUGUUUUUACCUGUCAUAAGUCUGCAAAGGUUGGGACUCGUUUGGUAUUUGAUCAUAAUGGUAAAAUUACUCAGAAAACUCCUUAUCCACGACAACAAGGAACAACUGUUAGCAUACAACAGUUAUUCUAUACUUUGCCAGUGCGGCAUAAGGAAUUUCAAAGAAACAUUAAAAAGGAAUACGCAAAAAUGGUCCAGAUAUUGCAAGCAUAUUGCGUUGUUUCAAAAGGAGUUCGCAUUAACUGCACUAAUCAAGUUGGCCAGGGGAAAAAAAGCUCUGUGGUAUCCACUGCUGGAAGUCCUAGCUUAAAGGAAAACAUCGGAGCAGUAUUUGGGCAAAAACAGUUGCAGAGCCUCAUUCCUUUUGUUCAGCUACCUCCUAGUGAAACUGUUUGUGAAGAAUAUGGACUCAACACUACUGACAUGCCACAAAACUAUUAUAGUAUCUCGGGUUUCGUUUCUCGUUGUGAUCAUGGUGUUGGAAGGAGUGCAACAGACAGACAGUUUUUCUUUAUCAACCAACGUCCGUGUGAUCCUGCAAAGGUUGCCAAGCUUGUGAAUGAAGUUUAUCACUUAUACAAUAAGCACCAGUAUCCAUUUGUUGUUCUUAACAUUUGUGUAGAUUCUGAGUGUGUUGACAUCAAUGUAACUCCAGACAAAAGGCAAAUUUUACUGCAGGAGGAGAAACUUCUAUUAGCAAUUUUAAAAACUUCUCUGAUAGAGAUGUUUGGUAGUGAUGUUAACAAACUGGAUGUCAAUCAGAAACUUCUGGAUGUUGCAGGCAACUUGAAGAGGACUCUUCAUGAAGAGACAGAAAAGGCUCAGGUAGAAAUGCUGCCUGACUCUGAAACUGAAAAUCCAAGCAGUGAAGGAAACAGAAUGAUGACUUUAGCCAGAUUAAGGGAGUCAUUUUCUCUCCAUCAAAUGACAGAGAGUAAUUUUCAAAGCCCUAAAAAGGUAAAACGGCAGCACAGCUCCCCCAGACAAAUUCCAUCAGUUGAUACCACUUUGAGUCCUGUAAACGCUCAAAAGGCUGUCUUGAGCGAGGAGUCUGAGAGUGGUUGUGAAAUGGAGUCAAAGGUGUCAAUUACAAGCAGACAUUUGAGAAAAUUAGAUGAUGAUACAGAUUCCGGAUUCUGUAGCACCUCUGCUGAAUCAGAUGUUGGGUAUAAUAUGCCAAAAGCUGGGAGCUGCAUCAGCAGUGAAAGAGUGACUAAUUCUCCUGAAGAAUUCUGUAACUCAAAAGAGGAGCUUCAAAAUGAAUGUCUUGAAACUGUUGGACAGAGUGAGAAAUCACUGGAAUGUGAUGUUCAGUUCUUGGGCACUGUGCAUGAGUUAAACCGAGUGAAUGACUGGAAUAAUCCAAAUAAGUUAUCUCAAGUAGCCAGUAGUUCUUCCCCACGCAAGAAGUGUUUCAAAAGUCAAGCAGAUGAUUUAAAGGCAGAUACAUGUCCUGAAGAGAAGAAUACUAAGAACUGUGUGGCAAAUGUUGAUGUACUGGUGGAGGUUAAAAAGAAAACUGUACCACUUGCAUUUUCUAUGAAGGUUUUAGCAGAAAAGGUAAAAAAGGUAAUACAGCAGCAACAGAAAAGGACAGAAACACAGAAUUAUAGAAGAUUUAAAGCAAAAAUUAGUCCUGGAGAAAAUAAAGUAGCAGAAGAUGAAUUAAGAAAAGAGAUCAGUAAAGAAAUGUUUGCAAAAAUGGAAAUCAUCGGCCAAUUCAACUUAGGGUUUAUAAUAGCAAAGUUGAAUUCUGAUCUCUUCAUAAUUGACCAACAUGCUACUGAUGAGAAAUACAACUUUGAGAUGUUACAACAGCACACUGUUCUCCAAGGUCAGAAGCUGAUUGUGCCUCAAAAUCUUAAUUUAACUGCUGUAAAUGAAACAGUAUUGAUUGAAAACCUGGAAAUAUUCAGGAAAAAUGGGUUUGAUUUUGUCAUAAAUGAAAAUGCUCCUGUAACUCAAAGAGUUAAAUUGCUUUCCUUGCCAACAAGCAAAAAUUGGACUUUUGGUCCACAAGACAUAGAUGAACUGAUUUUCAUGUUAAGUGACUGCCCGGGAGUCAUGUGUAGGCCCUCCAGGGUCAGACAGAUGUUUGCUUCUCGAGCUUGCAGAAAGUCUGUGAUGAUUGGGACUGCACUGAAUAUACAGGAGAUGAGGAAACUGGUCACCCAUAUGGGUGAGAUUGAACAUCCCUGGAACUGCCCCCAUGGAAGGCCUACGAUGAGACACAUAGCCAGUCUGGAUUUGAUUUCACCAGAGUAACAGUCAGCUUGUGCUUAUUAGCACUCCCAAUUUUAGUUGCUUGGCAAUACUUCGAGAUUUUAUCAUGACUGUUUUACAUUGACUAAAAAAUUUUAGCCGCUAUAUUUUGUACUUGAAGAUGGGAACAAUUGAAGACAUUCAGCAAGCUUUUGCUGUUACUUCUAUCAAGCCAACAAUUUGGAUGUACUGAAAUGUAUGUGUAAAUAACAUUUAUUAUGGUUUACCUUGUGUAUUACUUACUUUGCAGUCAAGAUAUUUUUUAAAUAAAUCUUUAUAUAUAAAGAUCAA
Messenger RNA from Dromaius novaehollandiae (emu), 3064 nucleotides. It is a transcript of the gene PMS2, whose product is annotated as PMS1 homolog 2, mismatch repair system component. Gene Ontology annotation, biological process: mismatch repair; somatic hypermutation of immunoglobulin genes. Lineage: Eukaryota; Metazoa; Chordata; Aves; Casuariiformes; Dromaiidae. The record is from RefSeq and is a predicted model, not a curated record. Bases 155 to 2776 code for a protein of 873 amino acids. The transcript has 15 exons. Gene Ontology annotation, cellular component: MutLalpha complex. Gene Ontology annotation, molecular function: ATP hydrolysis activity; ATP-dependent DNA damage sensor activity; mismatched DNA binding.